GAGCUUGUUGUUGAGCAUUCCCUUGAGGCCAUACAACACACUUCCCCUUUUCCUUCCUUUCCAUAUCCUUUACUUUCUUUCCCUUACUAUCAUCAUGUCAAACACUUCCAACAACCUGUCCAACGAAGAACUCCUAGCCUCCAAUGCUGCUCUCAAGGCCCAAGUUGAGUACUUGGCCAAGCAAGUUGCCCAACUCACUAAGCUCAAGAUGAGCAUGGUAAAUACCCCGGAGGAAAGUGAAGAAGACGAAGAAGUUCACCCCGAAGCUAACUCUAGUAACACCACUAGAGAGGAGAAUCAUGAACGAGGAGCUACGGAUUUCAAGGUUGACAUACCAACCUUUGAAGGGAAAAAUGAUCCGGAUGACUUUCUAGAGUGGCUGGAAACUGUUGAGCGCGUCUUUGACUUCAAAGAUGUGCCCGAAGAAAAAAAGGUCAAGAUCGUGGCAUUGAAGUUUCGGAAGUAUGCCUCCACUUGGUGGUCCAACCUAUCCACCAAAAGAAGGCGAGAGAAUAAGGCCCCUGUGAAGACUUGGCUCAAGAUGAGGAGCUUGUUGAAGAAGAAGUUCCUGCCCGAACAAUAUGUACGGGACAACUUUUCCAAACUUCAACAUCUAAGGCAAGGCGUGGCCGCUGAUUUCACUCAAUUCCGAGUUGUGGUUAGUGAGAUACGCCCUCCCAAAGUUGAUAACAGUAUCCUGGACGAAUUCUAUCUACCUUGCUGAAUUUGUCUCCAAAGAGGAGUCUAAUUUUAUACAUUAGUAGUGAUUAUUAAUGUGUAAAAGAAGAUAAAAGCCCCAAGUUAAGAUAAGAGUGUGUCAUAU
Cuscuta campestris is the source of this 823-nucleotide messenger RNA. NCBI's taxonomy places the organism in Eukaryota, Viridiplantae, Streptophyta, Magnoliopsida, Solanales, Convolvulaceae. The record is from the annotation of a GenBank genome assembly.